Messenger RNA from Rhineura floridana, 9610 nucleotides. RefSeq names its product methenyltetrahydrofolate synthetase domain containing (gene MTHFSD). Gene Ontology annotation, molecular function: RNA binding. The transcript has 9 exons. The coding region runs from base 260 to 1378 and encodes 372 amino acids. Gene Ontology annotation, cellular component: cytoplasm. The record is from RefSeq and is a predicted model, not a curated record. Lineage: Eukaryota; Metazoa; Chordata; Lepidosauria; Squamata; Rhineuridae.
GGUGGACUCCGCUAGUUCUGACAACUGGUGCUGUCAACCCGGCAGGCAGACAGGCAGGCAUGGAGGUCGCGCAGCAAACUGGCAGUCCCGAUAAUGCUGCGACGAGGUUGCUGCUGCCACUGAAGGGAGCAUUUUGAUCUGUGAAAGUGACAUGCUGGUGCCACUGAGCCCUUGUUCCUGUGGCAAGAGGGGGCUGGCUCUACUAUGAAGCAAGCAAGGAGUUUCCAAGUGGAACAUCCGCCAUAAAAUUUGGGAUUACAUGGAAGCCAAUAACUUGGCUGAUUUCCCAAGACCUGUCCAUCACCGGAUCCCCAACUUCAAGGGAUCUUUCCAGAUGAGUGACCCUCUCCAAACAUGGGAUGCCUUUGAAAAAGCCAGGGAGGUCAAGGUGGAUCCUGACAAACCUCUAGAGGGAAUUCGGCUGGCUGUGCUCCAGGCCAGAAAAACUCUCUUGGUGCCAACCCCACGUCUGCGAACAGGGCUAUUCAACAGGAUUGUCCCUCCCUCUGGAGCAACUAAAGAGACUUUAAAAAAAUGUGCCACCUCUCAGGGUAUCAGGGAUUACAGUGUACCUGUAGGACUAGAUGCAAAGGUGCAAGUGGACCUGGUUGUGGUAGGAUCUGUGGCUGUUUCGGACAAAGGCUGGAGGAUUGGGAAAGGGGAAGGCUUUGCAGACAUGGAAUAUGCAAUGAUGGUCUCCAUGGGAGCUGUAAGAGAGGACACAAUAGUUGUCACGGCCGUUCACGACUGCCAGGUGGUAGACAUACCGGAAGAACUUCUGGGUGACCAUGAUCUAAUUGUGGAUUACAUCCUUACCCCAACAAGAGUGAUCAAGACGGGGUGCAGAUGCCCCAAGCCCCGAGGGAUCCUCUGGCACAAGAUCAGUUAUGAAAUGCUGGAGAAAAUCCCAAUCCUCAAGAACCUUCGCUACAGAGAGAAACAAGAAGGCAAGGUUGUCGCCCUCAGGGAUGAACAGCCAGAUGUUCCAGCUGCUGGCAAGCCUGCGAGAGUAGCCAGGAAAAGUAGACCUGAAAGUAGCCAUUUCCAGGACAAGACCAGCUUGUCCCAAGCAAAUCCAGAAGAUGAGGCUUUAUCAGACAAAUGGCCCCUCUCUGCUGCCCCUGUCACUGUUUAUGUGGGCAGCAUCCCUCAAGGAACCAGAGUGAGCGAGUUAAAGGAUGCCCUGCGAGCUUCUCACGUGACUCCUGCACGACUGAUAUGGCAAGGAGCGCAACACCGGGCAUUUCUCAAUUACAAUGAUCAAACCACGGCUGACACUGCUGCUGCAGCCCUUCAAGGUUUAAGCCUCCGAGGUAGUCCGCUGCGAGUGGAACUGGCUAGGAACCAGCGCAGCAAACUGGCAAGCAGACCCCAGUAGGGUGUUGCAACACAUACGGCAGCAGACACAGAUCUCGGUACAACAAUGGUCCAAGGUUUUCAGGGAUGGCCGGAAGCUGCUGUUGAUCUUGGAGGCUCCCUCCUUAGGCAAGUACACUUGAACCAUGAAAUACCACAAAUGUCCCCAUGAAGAAAUGUGGGAUUUUUUGGUGAAUGCUGUGGCUUUAGAACAGAUUUGUCCUCCUCCAGGAAGGCAGAAAGAUGUGGCCCUCCAUAUGUUGGAUCCCAAUUUCCAUCAGCCCCAGUUAGCGUAGCCAAUGCUCAGGGAUGAUGAGAGAUGUAGUAUAUCAGUAGCUGGAGGUCCAUGGUUUCAUCUCCCCUGACCUCCCCAAAGCUACUUUGCCUGCUCCUGAGGAUGGUAAGUAAUGUCAGAGCUUGGUCUACAUGGCAGAACCAAUGAGGCGGCAGAAGGGUCUGCAGCAGGUGAGGGAUGCCGUUUCUGCCUGCUCCCUUUCAGUAGAAAAGUAGCAUGUCAAGAAUAAUUCUAACCCAGCCCAUUCCCCAUUUGCCAGUUUUCUACUUGCAGAGAAGUGUUUUGUUUUUGUUUGCUUUCUACAACAUAAUGGGCUGUGCAAAAACGGGAUAUGUUUAUAUAUAUAUAUAUAUAUAUUAUAAUAAUAAUAAUAAACUUUAUUUCUACCCCGCCCUUUUUCCAAAAGGACUCAGAGCGGCUUACAACUAAAAACACCAUUAAAACAUACAGAGUAUAUUAUUAAAAAGAAUUAAACUAUGAGAAAAAUUAAAACCAUAAAAUAUAGGUUAAAAACAGCGGACAAUUUAAAAUAAUAAAAUCAUAUAAUGUAAUCACCAAACCUAUGACACUUAAUCCUGGUCGUUCUCUAUCCCAAAUGCCCGUUGAAAUAAAACAGUCUUUACUUGUCGCCGGAAAGAUGGCAAGGAGGGAGCUGAUCGCACCUCACUCGGAAGGGAGUUCCACAGCCUAGGGGUGGCCACCGAAAAGGCCCUAUCUCGUGUCGGCAUCAUAUGUGCUUGCGAAGGUGUGGGGAACACAAGAAGGGCCUCACCUGAAGAUCUCAAAUCCCGGACAGGUUCAUGUAGGGAGAUACGAUCUGUCUAAUAGUCUGGACCUGAGCCGUAUAGGGCUUUGUAGGUCAAAACCAGCACUUUGAAUUGUGACCGGAAACAAAUUGGCAGCCAGUGGAGCUGUUGUAACAGGGGAGUUGUAUGGUCCCUGUAACCAGCCCCGGUUAGCACUCUGGCUGCAGCUCUUUGUACCAAUUUAAGUUUCCGAACAGUCUUCAAAGGCAGCCCCACAUAGAGCGCAUUACAGUAGUCUAAGCGGGAUGUAACCAACGCAUGCAUCACCCUAGUCAGAUCAGGUAGCUCCAGGAACAGGCGCAGCUGGCGCACCAGUUUUAAUUGGGCAAAUGCGCUCCUGGAUACAGUAGCAAUCUGGGCCUCCAAAUUCAAAGCUGAGUACAGGAGUACACCCAAACUGCGAACCUGAGACUUCAGGGGGAGUGCGACCCCAUCCAGCACCGGUUGAAUCCCUAUUCCCUGAUCUGCCCUCCGACUGACCAGGAGUACCUCUGUUUUGUCAGGAUUUAAUCUCAACUUGUUUGCCCUCAUCCAGUCCAUCACUGAUGCCAGACACUGGUUUAGGGCCUGUACGGCUUCCUUGGCUUCAGGUGGAAAAGAGAAAUAGAGUUGAGUGUCAUCAGCAUACUGAUGGCACCGAACCCCAAAACCCCGGACAACCUCUCCCAGCGGUUUCAUGUAGAUGUUGAAUAACAUGGGGGACAAAACGGAACCCUGAGGGACCCCAUAGGUCAAUGGCCAAGGGGUCGAGCAGGAGUCCCCCAGUACCACCUUCUGGGUUCGGUCCUCCAGGAAGGACUGGAGCCACUGUAACACAGUGCCCCCAAGUCCCAUCUCGGCAAGGCGGCCCAGAAGGAUACCAUGAUCGAUGGUAUCGAAAGCCGCUGAGAGGUCCAGUAGAACCAGCAGAGACACACUCCCUCUGUCCAGUUCUCUGCGUAGGUCAUCCACCAAGGUGACCAAAGCCGUCUCUGUCCCAUAGCCAGGCCUGAAACCAGAUUGAAAUGGAUCCAGAUAAUCCAUAUCAUCCAGGAAUCUCUGGAGUUGGGCGACCACCACAUGCUCUAUUAUCUUGCUUAAAAAUGGAAUAUUGGAGACUGGCCGGUAGUUACCUAGUAAAGAGGGAUCCAGGGAGGGCUUUUUCAGCAGUGGUCUUAUAACUGCCUCCUUUAAGCAUGAUGGAAUUCUGCCUUGUUGUAGAGAGGCAUUAACUAUUCCCCUGACCCAAUCGACCAGUCCCCCUCUGGUACUUCUAAUGAGCCAGGAAGGGCAAGGGUCCAGUACACACGUGGUGGCACGCGCCGCUCCAAGGAUCUUGUCCACAUCCUCGGGUAGAACAAGUUGAAAAGAAUCCAUUUUAAUUGGAGAAACAGGUGCCGAAGUUAGAUCCUCAGAGACUGUAUCAAUUUUAGCAUCCAAGUCACAGCGAAUCUGAGCGACUUUGUCCGCAAAGUGCCAUGCAAAUUCUUGACAGCGGUCUGCUGAGUGGUCAGAAUUACCCUCACGGGGGCUGGAACUUAUAAGCCCUCUAACCACUCGAAACAGUUCCGCUGGACGGCUCCCAGCAGAUGCAAUGGAGGCCGAGAAGAAAGAUUUCUUCUUAGCCCGUACUGCCUCGGAGUAGGCCUUCAAAUAGGCUCUAGCCCGAGAUCGAUCAGCUUUGCUCCGAGUCUUCCGCCAACGUCGCUCUAGUCCCCAUCUGACACGCUUCAUCACCACCAGCUCCUUGGAAAACCAUGGAACCGGUUUGGCUCCACUCCGAAAGAGGGGACGCUCGGGAGUGAUCGUGUCCACCGCCCUGGUCAUUUCUCUAUUCCAGAGAUCAACCAGGGCUUUGACAGGAUCGCCUGCCAAGGUGACAGGAAAAUCUCCAAGAGCCAUCAGGAAACCAUCCGGAUCCAUCAGCCUCUUGGGACGGACCAUUCUAAUCGGUCCCCCACCCCUGCAGAGGCUCUGAGUCCCAGUGAGUCUAAACCCGACCAGGUAGUGAUCUGUCCAUGACAAUGGAACCACUGCAAGUUCUUCCACACCAAGAUCACCGUCAUCCCAACCAACACAGAAAACAUAUGUUUCUUUCCUGGAAAAAAAAAAACACGGUGGGAUUUUGGCUGGAUAUAUAUAUAUAUUUCUAAACAGAAGCACUUUUGCAGCUGAUCUCAGGCAAAAACUCAAAAUAAGCAUUGCAAUGUUCUCUUUCUUAUAUAAAAAAAGAAAAUAAUAAUACAAGAGUUGGAAAUGUUUUUCGUAGCUCCAGGGUGUACUCUUAAGUAUAUUUUAAGCACAUUAUGAUGCCCCAAGAGAGGCAGCCCUUUCAUGAAGCAUUAAAUGAAACCUUUUCAAGGUUGACGAGUUGCUUUCUGUGCAAAAUCCCACAGAACGUUCUUCCUUCCCCUUCUGCACCCCUCUCUUGUUUUGCCUAAGGAAAACAAAAGCUAAAAGCAAUUACACUGAUGCCUUGUAAUAGUUUGAAAGAAACCAACAUAAUGGAGAAAGGCCUCCUCCUUACCUUCCCCCCCCCAGUCAGGGGCUUGCUUGGUCACUGGGAACCUGACUUAUACUGGGGCUGUGAACCCACAAGUCACCUCCCCCAAAGAGUUUCCAUUGGCCACACUGGAGGGGUAACAGGUCUGCCAAUCCAUUGUGAAAUCUCUUUGAAGUUGAAUGAAAAUGCACUCCAGCUGCUUCCACCAGGUCUUACAGAAGAAAGGGGCAGGGUUUCGCUAGCGUCGGGUGCCCCCAUUUUCAGAAGAGAGAGGUGAAGAUGCAUUGGAACCAGCAGAACAGUGAGGGUGCCUCUACCCUGAGUCAGACCAUGGCCAUACAUUUAUUCCACUAUUCUUCCACCUUAAACAGUCAUGUCUUCCCCCAAAGAGGCCUGGGAGCAAGAACAAGAGCCAGCAGUUAGAGUGUUGGACUACGAUCUGGGAGCCCAGGCUUUAAAUCCACACCCAGCCAUGAAGCUUGCAGAGUGGCCUUGGGCCAGUCACAGUGUCUCUGCCUACCUCACAGGAAUGUUUUGAGGAUAAAAUAGAGAGGAGGGGGAGGACCAUCUAUGCCACUUUGAACUUCCUGGAGAAAAUAAACAGCCAAACUUGCGUCACGCAGGAUGAUGCAAUCUCAUCAUGCAGAUGCCAGAAAAUCAAAAUACAUGUCUUGUAAAAAGAAAAGAAAAAAGACCUUGUCCUUGUUUGGAAGAAUUUUAAAGGUUGCUAUCUCAGGAGCUGAUUGCCUUUAUAGAAGACUUCUAUGCCUUGGGACUGUUUCGUUUACAGAAAGCGAAGUUUUCAUCUCCGAAAGGAAACAAUCACUCAGGCUGUUGAUAUAUGGGAGUCAUUCUUUGCUACUGCAUGUAAACAGGCACAGCAAUUCCUAUUGUACAUAAACUCCUGGUUCCUUGCAAAUCCCCAGGGAAGCAUUAUUAUAUCCUGCUCUUCCAGGUGUGGGUUUGCAUGCUGAUCAUUAGAUUUGGAGCACUUUUCACAGAAAGGAGUAUUCCAAUAGCUGGAGGCUAUUUCAGGCUUUUCGAAAUUAAUUUCCAUUCCAAACGGCAAUGGGACUCAAAAUAUUAAGUGCCAGGAAACUAAGGCAAAGCUCCAGAAAUAUUCUUUUAAAAAUAACCUGAAUGAAUUGUCACAAUAUGAGCUAGGGAUGUACAUUUGUCUCGCUAUAAUUAACUAGCAUCUCCCAGUUAGGGGGAGGCACUCUGCCUGGAUGCAAUUUACAAAUCUAUCUGUCAGUACCAUGAGGAAUACAGCCAUGGUCUUUUUUAAGAUCUCAUUUCUAAAACAUUAUGGCUAGAACUCUAUGCACAUUUGGUUGCUUCCGAAUAAACUUUUAUAGGAUCAGCCUGUCAACUACACAGUUUUCUAGAGGGCCUUGCUUCUUUGCCCUCAUCUCUUCUACAGGUGUCCAGCAGGUGGCACAAUUGGUGCAUCAAAACAUCCUAAGAAAUUAGCUAAAUCCAUUAUACUCUUUAGCCUUCAGAAAUGCGUUCAUCACAACAUCCUUUUUAUAUCUAUUUUGCCCCCCCAUAUUCCCCAGUUUAAAAGUGUUUGAUUUAUGUUAACAAUUUUUAUAUUUUAUCUUCUGUUUUAUUGCUAACCACCUUGAGAAGUUAGACUUUAUCAGAGUAAACAAACAAAAUUCAUCGUAAGACGACAUAAUGAUUGCGAGGCUGGAGCGGUGGUGGUUACAGUUUAAGUAUUGUUCAACAUCAAUUUUCACAAGAAACAUCUGGGGGGAAAUUAUGUUCCAAAAAUGUCAUAAUGAAAUCAUGCCAAAUUUUGAAUUCAGUCAAGAUUUUGCUACAUCUUUUAAUUGGUAUACCUUGCCUCUGAGAUAGUAAUAUCUGUUUUUCAUCCAUGUGUGUUUUGGGAGUUUUGAUGCAGACUGCUCUGUGUACCUUGCAGGGCUGUGGUAUUCUGAAUCAAUGCAUCAAGGCCUCAUCCAGGCACUCCAAAAGGCAUAUGGACAUGCGCAGAGUUUUUUAUUUUGAUUUUAUUCAUUAUUCUUAUUUUAAAUAAUAGUUAUUCUCAUCUUUUAAAGUUGCAUUCACAAAGUAGACCCACUGAAAUGAAUGAACCUAAGUUAGUCAUGUCUAUUCAUUUCAAAGGGAUCACAUCCACACCAUACAUUUGAAGGAGUCUUAUACUGAUUUAACAGUCAUGGCUUUCCCCAAAGCAUCCUGGGAACUGUAGUUUGUUAAGGGUGCUGAGAGUUGUUAAGAAGAGACCCCUCACAGAGUUGCUAGUAAAUAGAAGUAGUAGUAGUAUUUAAAUUUAUAUUCCACCCUCUUCCUCCCAGAGGACCCUAGGGUGUCAAACACAAAAAUGAUAAAACAAUCAAAAGCAUCUAAAAACAGACAUCUAAAAACUAAAACAAUUCAGAUACAGAUUGGGAAAGAUCUCUACUCAAAAGACUUGUUGUAAGAGGAAGGUUCCCAGCACACUUAACAAACUACAGUUCUCAGGAUUCUUUGGGGGAAGCCAUGAUACUGCUUUAAAUGUACAGAGUAGCUGUGUGUCCUGGCUCUCCUCUAAGUUGAAGGGCUGUAACUCAGUGGUAGAGCAUCUGCCUUGCAUGCAGAAGGUCCCAGGUUCAAUCCCUGGCGUCUCCACAUAGGGCUAGGAGAGACUUCUGUCUGAAAUCCUGGAGAGCUGCUGCCUGUCCGUGUAGACAGUACUGAACUAGAUGGAUCAAUGUCUGUCUCUGUAUAAGGCAGCUUCUUGCAUUCCUGUGAACAUUGUUGAAUGCAAUCCUCAGGAUCCAGCGCACAAAUGGCACUUUUCCAUGUACAAGGUCUUGGACGUAAUGGGGAGCAACUGUGUGCGCACAAAAGGAGACUAUGAAAAGCCACCCAUUUCCAAUGAAAUGAACACACACACAUGUGAUCAUUGAAGAACAAGCAUCUCUUCAGAGCAUGGUGUGCAACUGCAACUGCCAGCCGCUCUGAAAUGCAUUCACAAGCCAGUAAAAAUGUUCAUGAUUGUCAGAUAGCUUGGGGUGGAGGGAAUCCAGUUGGCAAAUCCUUGUGCGAAAUAAAUAUUCCCCCCCUCCUUACCCCCGCCAUGGUCUUUGCAAAAGAAAAGGGUGACUGCUGUCAUGCGUGGCUUAAAUGGACCUUAAACAGAUGCACUCCAUGCUUGAUUCCCAGCAGAGAUGUGGAUUCUUGCCGCGAUAAGAAUAGAGUGGUUGGGAGAAGGUUGAGCAGGAGACUGCAAAGAUUUCCUAGGCUGGCUGGGUGGCCCCUUCCUCAGUGGUCAAUACUGGCCUUCAUUAGGGCUGCACUGUGCAGGCAGAUUAAUAGGAUUUGUGGGUUUGAAACCUUUGAGCGAUUGAAAAGGCUUGGUGGCUACACAUCAGCAGCGACUAGCCAUGGCAGCUAAAUGAACCUCCAUGUCCAGGGGCAACAAAUCACCGGAAACCAGUUUCUGGGGACAGGCCCAACAAGAGGAGAGGAUUAUUGCCUGCUUGUGGGCUUUCUGUAGCAGGGCCAGAUUAACACAUGCUGAGACCCUAAACCAGGGGUGAGGGACAUUUUUUCAGUUCAGUGCCAGAACUGGUAUUAUAUGUGUGGACUGGCUUACCCUGGUCCACAAUCUGGCUGCCAAAUUCUGCACUAGCUGUCUUCAGUGGCAGUCUCACAUAUAUAACGCAUCUAACCUAGAGGUUGCCAGAACACAGACAACAGAAAUUAGACUACCCCUUGGUAUGCUGCUUUCAAACAUUCUUCUCAAAGCGGUUUACAGCCACAUAUCAAAGAGACAAUAAAAUACUGUUUAAAACCAAAUGAAGCACCACAGAAAUCCCCAAACGUUAUCUCAAAGCCUUGCUGGCACCCAAGAAACCAAGCACCUAUCCGGGAUAAUAGGAAUAAUUAUAAUUCUGCAACUCAGGUAGCUUAAGUUGCUAAAUGCCAUUGUAAAGAGGCAGCCUUGAAGGGCCAUUGAAAACACACCAAGGGUGGGGCUUGUCUGGUAUCUCCUGGAAGAUUCUAGAUAAUUUUGGAAACUCAAAAAUGUGCACACUUUUGGACUUCCCAGGAGGAUCCCUCCGCCUGUGCAGCUCUGAGACGGGCUCCCGUCUUGGAUGAAACUUUUUCAGCCUUAAAUCCAGUCAGAAGGGUCUUUUUUGACUGGGGAUAAUUUCUUCUGGAUAAGGAAGAAACGUGAGAUUUCCCACACAGCUUUGUUGUGGUUGUGGGAGACUGGAAUUCGUCAGAAUCGUCUGUGAAAGAAGGUCUUCCAGCAGCUCGGACGGAGCGAGGAUUUUUAGCUAGCUCAGCUGAUUGUGACCCGUUUUUUUUCCCUUUUUUAAAAAAACGGACUAACAGGCAAGCGUCCUUCUGUCUAUGCUUAUCACUUUCUUAUCUAUACAGCUAAAGAGAUUUGUCAAAGGAUCAGCAAUUAAGAAAACCUGGGUGAGCCAAAACUUUCCUUCUUUUUUACUCACGGAACUAAGGGGAAGGAAAAUAAAAAUAGCCUAUCUUUUUCCUAUUGCAAAAAGCUGACAUGGAAAAUGGCAUUGUAAAGAUUACAACGGAUGAGGGGUUUUUGAUUGGAAGAGAAAAGAAAAAUCUUUUUUAUUUAUAAGACUUUUGUGUAAUAUAUGUCUGGGACUAUUUUUUCUGAUCUACUUUUUCUUUUUUUUUCUU